Messenger RNA from Diprion similis, 2756 nucleotides. RefSeq names its product vascular endothelial growth factor receptor kdr-like. The record is from RefSeq and is a predicted model, not a curated record. The transcript is spliced from 12 exons. Gene Ontology annotation, biological process: positive regulation of kinase activity; multicellular organism development; protein phosphorylation. Gene Ontology annotation, molecular function: ATP binding; protein binding; transmembrane receptor protein tyrosine kinase activity. Lineage: Eukaryota; Metazoa; Arthropoda; Insecta; Hymenoptera; Diprionidae. Gene Ontology annotation, cellular component: signaling receptor complex. The annotation marks the transcript as partial.
ACGGACGUCAUGGCGGGGAAUCGACGAGCCCUGCUGGUGAUGAUAGUGUCACUAUCUGGUUGUCUCGUUUUCGCUGACGCUGUUUCUGAAAAUGAAGGUGAAGUAAUAGUAGACGCGGAGUGGAUCUUUACGAGAGUAGGAAAUCCAGCAAUUCUGAUAUGCGACGUGCUGGGAUCUGUCUCUGACUACGGGUGGCGGAAAAACUGGGGGUAUCCGGGAAUCGAGGAGAACUUGAGGAAUCUCACCGACACUUGGCGUUUUAACGAGACGCAUUUGAGAACGAGUGUAUAUUUUACAAACAUCUUGAAGAGAGACCUAGGAGCUUAUGAAUGCUGGGCAAGAGAUCACAGGAACAAGAAUAUAAGAAAGCACAGUGUGAUUCUCUCCAGCUCAUUCAAGUCAUUAACAGUCUUGUCCAUUGUUGGUUUGGGUGCGAAUAGGAUUUGUAUUCCAUUGAGGUUUGCGCCUAAUUUCUAUGACAAACGGAUUAGUGAGCUCCGCAUACAAUCCCUGGAAAACGGUUCACGCGAAUGGCAGCUCGUGUCGAAAACGUCAAGAAACUCCUCAGACCUCCAACAUGCCUCUAUCUCUAGAGGAUAUAAACGGAACACCACUUACUGGUUCAAAUUUACUUGGAGGGAAGAGAAUAGGAAGGAAGCGGAAAAAGCUAAUUUGUUCUUGAGGUGGACAACGACUCCAGAGGAAGAUCCUGUAUACGUUCCGCGCGUUUGGGGUAAAGAAACGACCAACGAUUCAAUAACGAUUGAAUGGUCAACGCCGCCGCCAGAGAUACAAAGUUGUUUUACCUACUACCAAUUGACCAUGUGGUACAGUGUGAUAUAUGAAGAGAUUUAUAGCGUACCUAUGUUAAACACUCAAUACAAAUUUGAGAGUCUGACUACUGCGAUCUCUCACAAGUUUCGAUUAGUUCUAUGCAUUGAUGAUGAAUGUAAGAAUAUUCUUUACACCGGUCCCUGGUCGGAAGACAUCAUGCCAAAAGACAGAGACCCGAAAUUCACCCCGAAAGUUUCGGUAAUCGAAACAGGCGUUGAUUCAAUAUCGAUCGCAUGGAACGCACCUCCGGUGGACCUGCAGGAUGGCAUUUACUACUAUAAAUUAGCGUUAAGCAAUACGCAUUUCGAAAACCCUCCACUAUAUCUAAACAAGACCGACAAUUCUUACACUUUCAAAAAUCUUCUGCUGAACACGACUUAUCUAUUAAAAGUGGCUGCCUGCAGCGAAUUCAAGACGCAAUGCGGUAAUUGGAGCGAGGAACUAAAAGCCUCUACAUACAUCACAGAUUCCAGAAAUGGGGCACAAGAUGAAAUAUUGCUGAUCACGGGAGCAAUUGCUAUUCCACUUGUCAUCGUCGUUGCAACUGUGCUCGCUUGCAAGAUUCGCAGAAAGGCAUUGAAGCGGAAGUUGAUAAAAGCAAGACUGGAGUACUUCAAUUUCGGGGCCCCGAUUUCUUUGGAUCCAGACUUGGCUGUGAGCGAUCAGGCUGAGUUACUGCCGUAUAACAAGAAAUGGGAAUUUCCACGAAGUCUAUUGAAACUUGAGGAUGUACUGGGAAGCGGAGCGUUCGGUGUAGUGAGGAUGGGACAAGCAAAAACGAUCUGCUCACGCGAAACAGUCACGACAGUUGCCGUAAAGACGGUCCGACCGACGGCCAACCUGAUCUGCAUGAAGGCGCUUUAUCGCGAACUCAGGAUUCUCGUUUACCUCGGUCAACAUCUGAAUAUCGUCAACCUUCUCGGCGCGUGUACCAAAAAUAUUGAUUUGGGCGAACUCUUGGUCAUCGUCGAAUACUGCCGAUACGGGAACUUACACGAUUACUUGAUACGACGCAGAGUCAACUUCGUCAAUCAGUUGAAUAAUUCCGGAGAAAAAAUCCACGUUUCGACUGCCCGUGAAGACGAGGUGAAUGUCGAUGACGUCGAGACGAACACGGAUGGACAUUCCGAUGGCAUUUUGACGACGGAAAACAAUGCGAAGAACAUUACUUCCACGACGACGGAUGUGAGAGCAGACGACUGUUCCUCUAGUGACAUUUCAAGGGAACUCACCCCGCCAUUGAAGUAUCCAGGUGAUCAGACAGAUUUCAACUCAAGGCAGAUGUGCACGGGUGACUUGGUGUGUUGGGCCUGGCAGGUUUCGUGUGGCAUGCAGUAUCUCAGUACAAAAAGGAUAAUACACGGUGACUUGGCGACGAGAAAUAUACUUCUUACCGAUAACAAUGUAGCGAAGAUCUGUGACUUUGGUUUAUCCAAGUCUCUUCGGGAAGAGGAGAAUCAGAAAAACACCGAGAGUUGCCCUCUGCCUGUGAAGUGGAUGGCCAUCGAGUCGCUGAGAGAUCGAGUAUUUUCUACCAAAUCGGACGUCUGGUCGUUCGGGGUCGUUCUAUGGGAAUUGUUCUCGUUGGCGAGAACUCCUUAUCCUCUCAUAAGACCUGAGGACAUGUGCCGAAGGCUAACCGAAGGCUAUCGAAUGGACAAACCGCAAUACGCACCUGCGAGCAUUUACCAAAUGAUGCUUCGUUGCUGGAAAGUGGAGCCAUCGGAACGACCUUCGUUCGAAAAGCUGACGGUUGACAUAUCCGAGCUGAUUGAAGAGCACGUGAAAACGUAUUACGUGGAGUUGGGCAAUCCGUACACCAAGAUUUACGCUGAUAUUUGGAAACGCGAAAGAGAAACUGCGAAAGGAACAGAAGAAUCGAGCACCCUCGAAGAAGAUUAAUAAUAAAAUCAUUUUGAUCA